ACUUCAUAAGUCAAUUCUAACACAGCUGUUUCCGAUUUGUUUCAUUUUAUGGGGUGUGUUCUUCAAUAAUAGAGAUUUUUCUGUGUUGAUUGAUCAGUCUAGCUAUCGAGCUCCUAGCUCCCUCAUGGCUUCUUCUUCUGUAAUGGUUAUAUUCUUACUCAGUACUGUUUUGAUUAUCUCGAUCAUACCCAAUGUAAAAGCUCAAAGAAACCACUCCAAAUCCAAUUUAAUCAGCCUGGGCUCCUCUCUAUCCCCCCAUGUUAAUGACCUCAGUAUUUCUUCAUGGCUGUCAUCUUCUGGCCGUUUCGCCUUCGGUUUCUACCCACAAGGCAACGGCUUUGCUGUUGGUAUACAGCUUCUUAAUCCACCACAAAACACAGUUGUGUGGACUGCAAAUCGAGAUGACCCCCCUGUCUCUCCAAACUCUACACUGAAACUAACAAGAGACGGUCUCUUGCUUCGGUCAGAGGGAGGCCAAGAAAUACGUAUUACUAAUGGCUCAAGUUUACUUGAAACUAAGGCGAUAUCAAAUGCAUCAACUGCAGCUGCAGCUAUGCUUGAUUCCGGAAACUUUGUGCUGUAUAAUGAGACGUUUUUUGUCAUAUGGAAGAGCUUUGUUUUCCCAACUGAUACAAUACUGGCAGGACAAGAUUUGCAGAUGUCCAUGGGUCUGGUAUCUAGUGCAUCUGUCGCAGACCACUCCAGCGGGCGAUUUUCCCUGAAGAUGCAGAAUGGAAACCUUGCAGCCUACCCGCCAAACAGUUCUUCUGCUUAUUGGUCUAUUAUGACCACUAGUUACCGACUUAGUCUCAACCUAUCAGGCUUUCUCGUUUUGAAUAGCCAAAUAAGCCAAUACAGCCGUCUGAGUACUCCGACCACUCAGGUCUUGGCAAACAGCUCGUACCAUCAGCCACAAGACAAUCAAACCACAAUCUAUCGAGCAACACUUGAUGUCGAUGGGAAUUUCAGAUUGUACUUGCAUAACUUUCUGAUGUCCGGUAGUUCAGAGGGAGCUGUAAUGGCUAUUUGGUCAGCUUUGCAACAUCCAUGCGACGUCCAAGGCAUUUGUGGCUUCAACAGUUAUUGUGAAGUAGUCAUGCAAAAGAAAGCAGCUGAAGUUGAGUGCAAAUGUUACCCUGGAUUUGUUUACCACAACGCCAGUCAGAAGUCUCUGGGGUGCUAUCAUAAUUUCACUGUAGACGGCUGCACCGGAAAUGAAGAGCCACGGCUGCGGUACAAGGUAGAGGCCUUGGACAAUGCAUCGUGGAAUAAUCAUCCUUAUUUAGUGACACCUAUUCGAAACAAGGAAGAUUGCAGUGACUCUUGCCUGGGAGACUGCAAUUGUUGGGCUGUGCUAUAUACAGAUGCUGAUUGCAGAAAAUACAAGCUUCCACUUUUAUAUGGCAAAACAACUUCAAGUAUAUCCUCUAAGGGUUUCUUCAAAGUGCUUCUACCGAGAAAUAUGGAUGGCAUGCCAAACAAUUUUCCCGAACUACCCAAAAGCCCGACGGUAACUGAAAGCAAGAAUAAUAGUCUAAUUCUAAUUCUUGCCAUCACUCUGGGUUCCAUUGCAUUCUUGUGUUUUGUCUUUGCCAUCUCGAGUUUCACCAUAUACAAGCACCGAGUUCAUAGGUACGAGAAGCUCUUGAAACAUUCGAGUUUGGCAUUAGCUGAUCAAGAGUACUUCACUUUACAAUCGUUUUCUUAUGCUGAGCUCGAAAGAGCAACAGAUGGCUUCAAGGAAGAGAUAGGAAGGGGUACUUUCGGAGCUGUUUAUAAAGGAACUCUAUCCGGGGGCAGCUCUAACAAAACUGUUGCUGUUAAAAGACUGGAGAAAGUGGUUGAUGAAGGAGUAAGGGAAUUUAUAGCUGAAAUUACCACCAUUGGACGAACUCACCACAGAAACUUAAUUCAGUUGCUUGGUUUCUGUAUUGAGGGUUCUCGGAAGCUUCUUGUUUAUGAAUACAUGAGCAACGGCUCACUUGCGGAUCUUAUCUUUAAGGCCAAAAGUGUGCACUCAUCUUGGAAAGAAAGGGUAAGACUUAUAUUCGAUGUGGCUAAAGGGGUCCUCUAUUUACAUGACGAAUGCAGUGUCCAUAUCAUUCAUUCCAAUUUGAAACCCCAAAACGUACUCUUGGAUCAUACUUGGACGGCUAAGAUAUCUGAUUUCGGUUUGGCCAGGCUGGUGCCAAAUGAAACAAAAAUCAACUCUACUGGAGGAGAAGGAGGAGGAGCGGGAACAGUCGAACAGGUGAGAAGAGGUUACUUGGCGCCUGAAUGGCAGAAGAAUGCUCUCAUAUCUGUAAAAGCUGAUAUCUACAGUUUUGGUAUUGUGCUUUUAGAGAUUGUAUGUUGUAGAAGAAACAUAGAAGUAAAUGUUUCAAUACCAGAUGAGAUAAUUCUUUCGAGUUGGGUCAGUAAAUGCUUUGCUGCUGGAGAAUUAGAUAAGCUUGUGGAGGAAGAUGAAAAUGUAGAUUUGAAGACCCUAGAAAGAAUGGUGAAAGUGGGGUUGUGGUGCGUUCAAGAUGAUCCAGCUUUGCGUCCUUUCAUGAAGAAUGUAAUCUUGAUGUUGGAAGGGACAAUGGACAUACCAGUUCCACCAUGUCCAGAGCUUCCCUCUCUUGUUUGAUGAAUGUGUUUCCAACUUAUGUCUUGAUAAAUUAUGUAUACGUGAUAUCAGUUCGGGUCGUACUCUUUAUGCC
Rosa rugosa (rugosa rose) is the source of this 2702-nucleotide messenger RNA. Its product is annotated as G-type lectin S-receptor-like serine/threonine-protein kinase LECRK4. Gene Ontology annotation, molecular function: ATP binding; protein serine/threonine kinase activity. Gene Ontology annotation, biological process: protein phosphorylation; recognition of pollen. Lineage: Eukaryota; Viridiplantae; Streptophyta; Magnoliopsida; Rosales; Rosaceae. The record is from RefSeq and is a predicted model, not a curated record. The transcript has a single exon. Bases 125 to 2629 code for a protein of 834 amino acids.